Messenger RNA from Danio rerio (zebrafish), 916 nucleotides. Lineage: Eukaryota; Metazoa; Chordata; Actinopteri; Cypriniformes; Danionidae. Gene Ontology annotation, biological process: DNA-templated transcription; regulation of DNA-templated transcription. Gene Ontology annotation, cellular component: nucleus. The record is from RefSeq and is marked validated. Gene Ontology annotation, molecular function: DNA binding.
AUUUGAUCGCUAUCCACCAUUAAAUGCAGAAAAAGAAAGAGAGUUUCUCGUUCCACUGAGAUCAACAAUAACAACAACAAUAAUAAUAUUAACAACAUUAACAUGAACACGCCGGAGAGACGAGUCGCGGAGCUGGUGAAGCUGUACCCGCACCUGUACGAUCACUCGCUGAGAGAUUUUAAAGUUCCGGAAAAAGUGUUCAAUUCCUGGAAAGAAAUCGCUACGAAACUUGGCAUCGACAACCCGGAGACCUGCAAAUCCACAUGGAGAAACAUCAGAGACAAGUUUUCUAAAGCUAUGAAACGAAUGCUGAGAAAAGGCGGAGAUGAAGAUGCCAGGGUCCCCAGGCUGUUUGUGGAGCUGAAAUGGCUCAGACCUUUCGUCCGGCUCCGAGCAAACACAGUGUCCGACACACCAUGUUUUGAGUUUGAGAUUCAAAAUGAGGAGACUCCAAAAAACAUGGUGGCUGAAGAAUCGUCAUCAUCAUCUGGUUGCACAAAUGAAAGUGAUGUAGAGGGCCGGUGCUCAGCAGCUUCUCUGGAUGCUUUUGGGACGUCAGCACUGCACAGGUUGAGCAGUACUCCAUGCGAAGCUGUAACAAGUACAAUUGCUCAGCCGUCGCCAUCUUCAGCCCCGUCCAGCUGAAGGAAAAGGAGACGGGACAGUGCAGGUGAUGGCAUUGGACAGCAGGAGAAACACGAAACAGACAGUUUUGAUCGCCACGCGCAGAUCGUUGCUGAUUUUAUGCGCAAGCUGCCGCCAAGGCACUGUGCCAUAUUCAAAAAGAGAUUACAGGACGUCAUGUUUGAAAUGGAGAUGCAGCUGCUGGAUGAGCAAGACAGAGGCACAAUAGAGGCAGUUUAUAUCAUGUAAGGGGUCUUGUGCAAUGGCGUGUUGCAAAUAAAUGUUGCACUAC